GAGAUUAAAACGAAACCUACUUUGAAGGUAGAAGGGUUACGGGAACAUCCAUUUGUGGCGUUAGGAAGAAAGACAUGUUGGCGAGAAGGUUGACUUCUUUCUUCAAAAGUUCUCCCUCUUCAAAGGUUUCCAGCUCUGGAAAUUCUGUGAAUGAGGAAACGAGCAAGUGGUUUGGUCGGAAAGCGGUGUCUUUUGUCUUGAUUACUGUAACAGGUGGUGUAGCCUUGAGUGCUCUUGAUGACCUUGCAAUCUACCAUGGUUGUACAAGCAAGGCCAUUGAGAAAGCCGGUAAGCAUCAGGCAGUUAUAGAUGCUAUUGGGGAACCGAUUAAGAAGGGACCAUGGUACAAUGCUUCUCUUGCAGUUGCUCACAAGAGGCGUUCUGUAUCUUGCACAUUUCCCGUGUCUGGACCACAAGGCGAUGGAGUAUUACAAUUGAAGGCAGUUCGUAAUGGAGAUGAUACUUGGUAUUCUUAUUUCCUUCCUCGAGACUGGGAAAUCCUAAUCAUGGAAGCCCUUCUACAUGUUCCUGGGAAUGAAGAGAAGCACCGAGCAUUACGAAUUAGUCUCCUGGAAAACAUCCCUUAUCCAGCUCAGAGGGCAUGCAGUGAAUGCAGGCCUCAGAAAUCUGAGAAUGAAGAGAAGAAAUGAGAACCCAUACUCGAGAAAGUGGCAAAAUUGUUCUUUCCUUUGGAGUUCGAAUCCAACUCUUCUCAUGUCAAAACUCCAUAUCUGAUGUGUCCCUGCAGAUGAAUAAAUUUUGUGAAAUUUUGCUGUCUUCUGUAGCUUAAAAUAUGGUAAAAACACCAAUUAUAAAUCUGGUUAAUGGGCAGAUAGGAUUCAAAUAACUUUCCUUGUUAAAAUAAAACUUUCUUUCAGAGAGCCCGAUUUGUUUGAUGGAGUUUAAAGGGUGAAUCCCUGUGAUAAUAAAAAUUCAUUGUUCAAACUUCAGAGUGUAUCUGCAAUUUUUAUAUCCCUU
Hibiscus syriacus is the source of this 978-nucleotide messenger RNA. RefSeq lists its product as uncharacterized. The record is from RefSeq and is a predicted model, not a curated record. NCBI's taxonomy places the organism in Eukaryota, Viridiplantae, Streptophyta, Magnoliopsida, Malvales, Malvaceae. Bases 75 to 650 code for a protein of 191 amino acids. The transcript has 4 exons.